AUUCGGGCCCCGCGUCACCAGUUCAACGAGUGAACAGACCCCAAAGAAGUGAAAAAAAAGGCCCCGAAACCCGGGCGCUUUCCAAAGUGCAAAACCCAAUAAUUUUUUUCCGUUUUUUUUUUCAUCGACAAAUUUCCCCGUUUUUUCAGUGUGGAAACCGUGGAAAAUUAGUGCCGGGCAAAAAUCAGUGGUGAUGUGAAGUGCGUAAUCAGUGUGGUGGCUAUCGAGGGCGACCAGGAGGUAAUAGGAAUAGUGCGACACGAUGCGGUCGAAACGGCAGUGGUUUAUUGUGAUAUAGUGUUUAUAGUGCGCCAAAAAACAACGUUUCCUCAAUGUGGUGUUUAGGGCACGAUGGUCAGAGAGACUAGACACUUGUGGGUAGGAAAUUUACCCGAGAAUAUCAGAGAAGAUCGAAUAAGGGAGCAUUUUAAACGAUAUGGCCGAGUGCAGAGUGUUAAAUUACUGCCAAGGGUUUCCGAGGAGAAGACGGGCGAGGUCCAGAUGGCGUGCACGGUGGCGUUCAUGGACAUCAAAAGUGCGGCCAAAGCGCACAACGCCGAGCUGAAGAUCGACGAUCGCACUCUGAACACGGAGUACUACGAACCUGUUGCCAUUCCGUCCGCGGCCUCGCCGCACCCGGGCACGCCACCCUCUUACUCUACCUCUACCUCGCCUGGCGCCACCAGGUUCCCCAACGGCCAUGGGUCGUCCGACGAGCACGGUUUUCCAGACCCGACGGGCGGCGCAUCGAACCGGUUUUACGAGCGCACGAGCGGCGGCGUCGUGGCCGCCCCCACGUCUGCCCCCGAGGGCGGUUCCGGCACCUGCAGAGGCGGCCGGAACCGGGAUCGGUUCCGUGGGGGCGGCGGUCACAGAGGAACGAAUUCGGUUUGGGGAACCACCACCGCCGCUGGUUAUGGAGACACGUCCAGGUAUAACAGUACCGAGCGAAGUCAGUCGGAAACAACAGGGUAUAGCUCGGCGCCGUCGUCAGAAUCGAAUGAACGGCGCAACUCGGAUAAUGUUCGGAAGAAAGCCAAGUCCAGGUCUGGCUCUCGAUCGCCAUCACCAAACGGAAGUACCAGUAGUCGAUCUCCUUCGAGGUCGCGUUCGCGCAGCAGUAGCAGUUCGUCAUCGUCGACGACGUCGCGCGGCACCUCGUCCACGUCGUCGCCGUCGCGCUUGCGCAGACACCAGCGUCGUUAUAAAAAAUCCGCUGCGGCGGCGCAGGCGGCGGGCGGCACCGAAACACCCCUGGACGACAGUAGGCGACCUCUAGGUAUUUGCGUGCGAAACUUACCGGUCCGGUCGAGCGACACCUCCCUUAAGGACGGUCUGUUCCACGAGUACAAAAAACACGGAAAGGUCACGUGGGUGAAGGUGGUGGGCCAGAACGCAGACCGGCACGCAAUCGUUUGUUUUAAGAAACCGGAGGACGCGGAGAAGGCGUUGGAGGUCAGCUACGAUAAAUUGUUUUUUGGGUGUAAGAUCGAGGUGGCGCCACAUUCGGUGUGUGAUAUAGACGAGGGCGAUUGCCGGUACGAGUCUGAAAUCGACGAGUAUAACCCGAAAGCCACCAGGACUCUGUUCAUCGGUAACCUAGAAAAGGACGUGACCGCGUCAGAUCUCAGGAAACAUUUCGACCAGUUCGGGGAGAUAAUCGAAAUCGACAUAAAAAAACAAGGGGCUGUGAGUUCGUACGCUUUUUGCCAAUACUCGGACAUUAUAAGUGUGGUAAAGGCGAUCCGCAAAAUGGACGGAGAACACCUGGGCAACAACCGGAUCAAACUUGGAUUCGGCAAGUCCAUGGCAUAUAAUUGUGUGUGGAUCGACGGGGUCGCGGACACCGUCACCGAAAAGUACCUGAGGAUUCAGUUCGAGCCGUUCGGAUCGGUGACAAAGUGUAUCGUGGAUCGCGAAAAGGGUCAAGGGUUGGUGUUUUAUGAGCACGUGUCCCAGGCACAACUGGCAGUGAGCAAAAUGCGAGGGUUCGUGCUGAAGAGUAUGAAGCUGCAGGUAGAUUUUGCCAGUCGGGAGUGUCAGGAGUGUUUUUUCGAACGGUUAGGGAAACAGGUCGGCGCGACGGUCUUGGAUCGGGCGGGGUUCGAGGACCGCACCACGAGGACUUUCGAGGUUAGCGCGCCAGCAAGAAUAUCGAGGUAUGAUACACCCACAAGGCCGAGAACAUCCAGCUAUUCGAGUAGAUCUUCGGUUGCGGCAAUGGCAUCACCCGGUACUCCCGGAAAUGCCACUCCGCGAGGAGGUCGUACUCGGGUGAGGUUUAUCGACUACGACCUCGAAUACGGAACGGUUGCGGCGAUCGAGGCGAGCGUGAGGCAUCCAGCGAGUCACCGUAGUUACGACGAGUACAGUCAGGGAUCGGCAGCCUCACACGAGGAACCUUAUGAUCCCUACGAACACCCGGUGGCGUAUUUACCCAAUAGUCCGGUGCAUCUGGAACCGUUGGAGGUUCGUGUAGUACAAAACUUAGUGGACGUGCCCUAUGCUCCGCACGACAUCCGUAACUUACAGAAAGAGCGGGUGCACCUCCUUGAGCAGCUGGAGGAUUGUCCGAGCUCGGGGGAUGAGCUUAUCAGUCCGAAGAAGCGAUUGAAGCUUGACCUCCUGGACCCCACCGUUGGGGAUGUUAUCAUCGAGGCGAACCAUCGCGAUCACAACAGAAAGGUAAAGGUUAUGGAAGUAAGGAGGUUAUCAGAGGCUACACUAAGACACCAUUCAAGAAGACCGUCGAUGGAUAAGUGCUACGCCCCCCAUACAGUGGGAUGCAAAAGGAGGAAGACGGGUGGCAGCGAGGCCGGAGCCAGAACUGGAACACAUUCUCAUUAUACCAACCAUUCAGACGGUUCCGACCAGGCCGGUUCUCGACCUGGAACACCUCUCUGCGACGAAAAUCCCGAGUUCCCCCUGGGCGAGCCACCGAAACGGACGACUAGAGAGCGCGAAGGACCAAUGGUGUUACCAUUGCCGAAAUGGGCGGCGCAGGUACGCGGUACUCCCGAAUUCCAGCGUGGUACCAUAUCGGUUGCGGGUAUCAAAGGUCAGAAGGAACACACGACGAACCCUUUGGCUAGUCCGCCCCCGGCGGCUACCAGCCCAAGGGUUUCCCAGUUACACCUUUUGCCAAGACCGCCAAGUCCGUCGCAGCAUGUACCGCCGCCAGCCUCACCGCCUCCCAGACCACCUAGUCUUAGUUCGAAUUCGAGCGAUAGCGAUGGUGCCACUGGGAGUCCGUCGUUGGAAGAGAGGAUUAAAUCGUUGGAUGAAAAAUAUGAAAAAUGGUCGGGGAGUAGGUCGCUGAGUGCAGCAGGGAAUGACGCGUUAGCUAUGCUGGACGCCAAUCGGGAGAAAUUCCGACUGAGGCAUAAACUGUUAGAGAUUCAAGAUCUUAAAGAGGUACAACCGUCGGAUAUUGUAAAAUCUGUAAUGGCAAAACGUUCGGUGUUCGACGAGGACUUAAAACGACUAGAGAGCGUUGGGGAGAAAUACGAACCGAAGGAUUUUGGAAUGUUUAGUCGACUAACAACAUUAACCACCUCCCAAUCUAGUGGAUCAUCGACACCUUCAAGUAAUAUUAGUAGUAGUAUCGCUCCGUUAACAGUAUCAGCAACUACGAAACUCACUACCUCAAUCAGCACUCAGUUGCCCAAGACAUCAACUAUGCUGUCUCCUAGGUCUUCAGGAACAAAUAUUUCCAUCCCGGCCAGCAGAGGUCUCCAAUAUCCCUUCCCUAGCCAUCCGCCGAUGCAGAUGUCUCCUGCGCCGCCCUUACCGCCCGCUCCACCUCCACCACCGCCACCUGUUGGGGCUCCUGCCACAACGUGCACCGCCCCAUCACAACCGGCAAGCCUUACGCCACCGCCUCCUCCUGCUGCCACUACCACAACAACAACAACAUCAACCCACAUUAACAACAACACAAGUGGCGUCGCUGUGCGGAACCCUAACCUUGGUGAAAACAGACUGAAACCUUUGGGACCGGCUCCCGGCGAUUCACGAACUCCUAGCGUAAAAAAUCGUAGUAGUGUAGUAGGUCCGGUAGUUAGUGAUGUUUGUAGUGCGGCGAUCGGGAUGAAACCCAGUGAAAAAGUGACGCUUAGACGCAACUCGAGUAGCACUAGCCCGAGGGCGGACGUUAAAACGCGGCGUAACAGUGACACUAGCGCGCGACGAAUAGACGAUAGUGAGAUUAAAAAGAGUGAGGAGCAAAAGCUCGCUGAUAAGGCCAAAGAAGAACUGGAGAAGCAGAGGAAGGAGCAGGAGGAGAAGGAGAGAGUGGAGAGAGAGAGGCUGGAGAAGGAGAAGCAAGAGAAAGAAAGGUUGGAGAGAGAGAGAAAGGAGAAAGAAAGGCUGGAGAGGGAGAGUGAGUUGGAGAAGCAGAGGCUAGAGAAAGAGCGGCUCGAAAAGGAAAAAAUUGCUCGAGAAAAAGCUGAAAAGGAGCGCGAGAGGAUACGGCAAGAGAAAGAGAGAGCGGCGAGGCUUGAAAAGGAGCUUCUCGAAAAAGAACGACUUGAAAAAGAACGUAUAGAAAAAGAACGACUAGAAAGAGAACAACAAGAGAAAGAAGAAAGGGACAGACGGGAACGCGAACUGAAAGAAAAACUAGAAAAAGAAGAGCGUGAACGUAAAGAAAAAGAGGCAAAGGAAGAGGAGCACCGCCAAGCGAAAAGUUGUAGCGACCGUAGAAAGAGUGAGGAUAGAGGCAGUAGUAGAACUAAAGACCCAGACAAUCAUAUUAGCAAACAUAGAGAAAAUCACAGUGAUUCCAGGCAAAGAGAAAACAAUACCCACCAUCACGACAGGCAGUCAAGUACCAAAGAAAUUAGAGAAGAAAAACCUUCUAGCAACUUAGAUAGUCAUCGACACGACAGCCACAAGGGACAUAAUUUAGAUAGAGACACCGAGAGGCGAAAGGAAAGUGUGAAGGAGAAUAGGGAUAAUAACAUUCACGAGAAGCACAAGCUUCUGAUCGAAACCAAAGACGAUCGAGAGAGGGCGGUCGUUGAAACCAGACACAUGUCUCUCGACUUAGAUAACAAAUCACUGCUUAACGAUCACAGUAAAGAUGGCAUUAGACGUAAAGAGCGAAAUAAUAGUUUGCCUGUAAAUGUUGGACUAAAAAGGCGUAUGAGUUCGCACGAAAUACUCGAACCUAUCGAUGAAGCAAAGAGGAUUAAGCUGCAAGACCAUAACAAAGAACGACGAGAUUCCAAAGAUAGUUCUAAGAGUGAUGACAAAAAAGAUAAGCCAAGCAAACAUAAACACAAAAAUAGCUCAACAGUUAACUCUCACAACAGUUCGAAAGAUUGUGAAGAACGGCGCAGGGAGAAAGAGAAAGAGCGCGAAGAGAGACACCGGCAUAAGCAUAAGAGCGACAAGCAAAAAUCCAAAAGCAAAAGCAGAGAAAAGGAUGGAAAAGAGAUCCGUGACUCUCCGCCAGACACACCUUUAUCAGAAUCCACACACUCUUUGAACGACAGAGACUUUUUAGCUAAACUCAACUUACGUAGUAACGAGGACAUUGAAAGGGAAGAGAAACAAAAACGGGAACAAUUCAAAGAAAAACGACCGGAAGAAGCCAAGAAAUUAGACUUGGAGAGGCACGAUAAAAUAAAAAGGGAAAAGCAUCCCUCAGAAUCCAAAGAUCUUAAACUCUCACCAGAUGACAAGCUAAAACAAUUGGAUCUGACUAAAAAAGAACACGUUAGGAAAUCAACAAAUUCAUCGGGCAGUGACUCUGAUGCGCCAAAGAAACACUCCAUCUUUGAUAUUGUCGACGACGGACCUCCGUACAUUUCUAUGUAUGAUAAAGUAAAAGCCAGAAGCUGCAAGAACAUGCAAAAACAAGAAGAAGAGAAGCGACAAGAAAAAAUUAAAGCCAAAUUCAGUCAGCUCAAGUUGAGCAGAGCUAGGCGCGAGGAAAAGAAACGAUCGACUUCAUGGGAUGAAGAUUCCGAUUCGGACAGAGAAGCCGUAAUCGUACGGCGAAAUAGAAAAGUAAUAGAUAGUUCGGAUGAAAGCCAAGAACGCAAAAAUCAAAAUAAAUCAUUAUGCAGCGACUCAGAUGGUUCUAUUCAUAUGAGAUCCAUUAAGACUGAAGAUAUUACAGAUGAAGAUAUCAAAUUAAAACAUCAAAUUUUCAAAAUAAAGUCACAAUCGAAGAUUACUUCAGAUACCUCGGACGAUGAUUAUCAUAGGCGACUCCAAAGCAAUAACAAAAUAAAAUCCGAAAAUUACCUAGAGGAUAAGAUCAAAACAGAAUACUUUGAAAAUGACACUGAAACCGAAUUGGAUGUGAAACCUGAAAAAAUCACUUCUAUAAAAAGUGAAAUUGAGCGGCUAGUGAAAAAGGAAAGAAGAAAUAGUAAAUUUCAAGAAUUUACUUUAUCAGAGCCUCAGAGCUUUGAUAUCAUACACACGGAAUCUUCGGAAGUUAAAAUGGAACAAAAGUUUAACUGCAGGUCUCUCUUUGACAAUAGCACCGAAGACGAAAUUGCCGAGAUGAGGAAAGAGAAAGCCGAAAAACGUGAAAAGAAACACAAGAAAAAGCAGAAAAAACAAAAACAGUCAGUUAGUAGCGAAGAAUUAAACAAACUUGAAACUGAUUCAGUGUUAAGCGACGCACCUGAAAAGAAACAUCACGAUAGAAAAAAGGAACAUUCAAAGAAAGACAAAAAGAGAGAGAAAACAAAAGAGGGUAAAGAUAGAUCCAAGAGGAAAAAGAAUAGAAGUGAAGACAAGGAAGAUUUAAAGCGCGAAGGCAAAAUGGAGAAUAUCUUUGGAUCGUUAUCAGAAGAUUCAGACGCCGGAGUUAAAGAACCGAAAUCAGAAUCUAACGUUGAUGAAAUUGCUCUGGCACCUUCUACUUACCAUACCGAAUCUGAAAAAGAGCAAGAAAAGGAGGAACGUGAAAAAGAGGAACGAGAAAAAGAGGAGCAUAAGAGACGCAAAGAAAAGAAGCGGCGAGAGAAAGAAAGAAGGCUGCAAGAAGCAGCAGCAGCCGCCGCUGAAGAACCUCCUAAUAGCAACGAAAAUAGUAUGGACUUUGCUGAUAUGUGUAAACAAUUAGAAGAAAAUAUCAAAGACGAUGCUUCUGAGGUAGACUUUAAACCAGAGGCAGAUUUAUCGAACUUGGAAACAACUGAUGCCUUUGCGUUUCCCGAUCAAGAGAAUAAAAAAGAAAAAGAGGAGAGAAAAGAGGUUAAAGAGAAGAAAAAGAAACGCAAAAAGAGCAAAGAUGAAAAGAAACAUCAUCACCAUCAUCACCAUCAUGACAAAAGUAAAUCCAAGAGUGCUGAUAAUCUUAAACCAGAUAAAGAAUUGGAACAAGAACCGCAAACUCUUGAAGCACCUGUUAAACUUAGCAGCAUUCCUGAAAUUAAGAUUCACACUGAAAAAGAGGACGAAAGUAUCACAUCAACAGCUCCUCUAACGCCUUCAAGCAGUCAUAAUCAAAGUUUGCCAAGUCUAGUAGAAAUUUCAAGUCCAGUUAACAAAAUUUCUCCCGAAUUAUUAAUCUCUCCUAGCACACGCGAUAUGGUUCCUUUGAUUAGUCCAAUUCCUAAAACACCGACAACAUCCAAAGUUAAACGCGAAAAGCUAAUUCCUGGUUUUGGAACCGAUAUUGACGAAGUAAUUCAUGAAACUGCUGUCAAAUCGAUUUCCGAGGAAAUCCAACCGAUUGCUAAAACUGAAGAACCCAUUAUCAAAGAAGAGGGUAAAGAGGAACUAGAACCCACUCCUGAUAAACCUAGGGUGGUAAUUUCGCAAGAAGAAACAGAAGACGCAGUUGCGGCGCUUUUGGGAGAAAGUUUUGGAAGUACUCAGUUCGAAGAACGGUACUCUGAGGAAGUUAAUACUACGAACGAAGAGGUGGUUCCCGAACUCGUUGAAGAAGAAAUUCCGCAAGAUGAUGAAGAAAUGCGAAAAGCUGUACAAAGCUUGGAAGUAGAGGGUGAAAUUUCUAAACCGGACACACCACAAAGUGAACACGAUCUGCAGAUCGAUACCGACACUGAAGAACAAGAUGACAGUAGCCAGACUGUGGAUCAGGUUCCAAAAACACCAGAAACACCUAUUAUACACUCUAAAGUGACUGACAGUCCCUUCUUUUCAAGUACUGAGAAAGUAGCCACUCCUUCGCCGGUGACUUACGCAACUUUAACUAGCCCGCCCUCAUUAACUCCAAUUAAGCCACAAUCAGUAGCAGUUGUGGACGCAAAGAAAAAUCUAAAUUUGGGUGAGAUAAAAACAGUUACCGAAUUGCCGCCACCACCACCCUCAAUACCACAGAAAACCGUUAUUGCUCAAACCUGGCCUAAAGAAAAGGUUGAAUUGCCUUCUAAAAUUGAUAUCCCUAUAGAGGAAAAAGUAUCUGCAAGUGUAACGUCACUUCCUGUCCUUAAACCGUUUGCAACUUCCGCACCGGUUAAAGUGUCUGAACCAAGCUAUCCACCUUUAGCCAAAUUGUCUCCGUCUCUAGAGCAAAAAUGUUCUUCACCAAUACUUCAACCUCAAACGGUCGUUGUCCAACAAUCCCGACAUAACUUACCAGCCUGCUCUCCUGUUGCAGUUUGUAAAUCCACUACUUCAGAAGGUAUUUUGUCACCAAAACCAUCAAACAACGUAAAUCUAAACCGAUUGCCAAUAACUUCGGUUAUGGUGAGCAAGCCAAUACAAGCAACCACGAUAUAUUUACCUCAAGCUAAAGUGGCUCAAUCAUCUGAGCAACCUAAACUAGUCACUACUGCUGAACUAAGACAGGAGCGUCCCAGAAUGAUAUUACAACCAUCUGGUGUGCCUCCUUAUUCCGCUUUUCCAACCGGAUCACCUCCGAGAGUAAUGAUUCCGGGCAAUAUAAGGCAUCUUCCACCAAGUGGCCUUUUACUGACCACACGACAUAUUAAUCCGUCUGCGAAUUACGGACAGUUUAUUGCCAGAGUACCACAUCCCGCAAACUUUGUCUCUUUGCCCCCAAAAGAUGUUCCUGUUCAAAGUGAUAUUAUUCAACCCCAGAUAAGCUUAAGUUCUCCCCAAGUUGCUACAAGUUCAAUGUCAGUAAAUGCACACAUACCGUCAACUGCUAAUAUACUAAGGGUUAAUACGCAAUCGUCUGGAGUAAUAAACAUGUGUCAUUCACCCCUAAAUGGGGCACAUGGAGACGCUUUAAGUCCUUCAACCUCAUUGAAAUCACCGAUUUUGCUGCCUGCUGCCCAAUCAAGUCCUUUGACGAGUCCAGUUAUUGCUAGUAGUAGCUCUUCUGUAGUAGGCAGACAGUCGCCGGUUAUCACACAAGCUGUUUCUGUAACUGCAACUGUAACUACUCCACCAACUUUACCUGAAUCUAAAAUUUCUAAAGAAGUUACUACUCCGAAAGAGGUGUCACAAUUGGCUUUGCCAGAAUUAAGAACUUCUACGCCGAGUCCCGUUAUUGUUGCCAAUCCAGAAGUUAAAUCAGAUAAUAUUCCACCUCCUCAAAGUCCUAUUAAAUUGGCAAUAGAAAAAGUCACCGAAGAACUUAACUUAUCAUUAGAAAAGAAAGAAGUUUCUGAUGAAAAUAAGAAAGACGAAACUUCAGAAGCUGGUAAAGAUGCCACAGAGCCAGUUAAAAAUGAUGUUACUGAAGAACUCAAAAAAGAAGAAAAGCAGGUAGUAGAAUCUCUUCCAGUUGAAAAACUUGAAGAACCGAAAAAACCUGAUGGUAACUUUACACUAAAUCCUAAAUUGGAAGAAUCAAAAGAUCCCGAAGACUCUAUGGACAAUAAGGAAGAUAAUGACUUCUGGUCAGCGAAAGAUUCUGUUAAUAUCGAUUCUGUGAUUAAAACGCUCGGCUCCGCAGACGAAUUAUCCGAUACAGAAAACAAAGAACCAGAACAGUCCAGUCUACCCAGUGUUAACAAUGAAAUAACAGAAUCGCCGGAAAAAUCAUUAUCAGCAGAAGAACCGAUUUUAUCAGAUAAUAAAAAUGAUGAAGAAUCGGAGGCACCUCUAGAAGGAUCUGUAGAAACCAUAGAAGAUCAGAAACAAGCGUCGGGGACCAGAAGUAGUGUUCGUCGAGGCGGAAAACUAGGCAGACCUCGGGGAGCCACUCAGAAAGUCACGAGAACAAACGUUGAACGUGCGGGCAUCCAAACUAGACGUGGUAAACUUAAAGAAGCCCAAGUUACCGCGACUCCGAAUAGUAAACGCGGCGGUAGAGGUGGCGCAGCAAAAUCCCGAUACGAAAGAAAAUCAAGCAAAUCGGAUAGAGAAUCAGAUACACCAUCUACAAAUGAUGUGUAUGAAUUCCGGGAUGAUUCGGAUGAUAGUAACCGAGAACAACGCCCUAGACUGGUGCUUACUAUUAAAUCGACCACGUCCAGUACUAGCAAUGCUCAGGCAACGGCAAUCGUCAAAGAGAUUACUAAAGACGGAACUAAAGAAAUUGGCAAGGAACAUGUACAAGUUAAAAUAAAAGAAAAAGAAUCUCCCAAGGAGGCGACACCGAAAGAACCCGAGCCAGCUAAAGAAACUAAAGAAGACUUUACAUCACCUCAAGCAGCCAACACAAGGAAAUCAAGACGGCUUGCUCAAAAAGAUAUUUCCAAAAACACUAUUGAUGACACCAUUGAGGAUGUUGUAAAGAAUUCCCCUGUAACAAGAUCUUUAGCUAAUCAGCGUAGGUCUGGCCGGCAGUUAAAGAAACCACAGCCAGUGGAAUUAGAUACUCCUCGAAAGAGUCCUAGAGGCAGAAAACCAUCCCGAAGAGCCUCAGAAGCGGCGGAAUCUUCGAGCGAAGAUAUGAAAGAUGACAAUUCUAAAUCUGUUGAAACAACUGUUGCGCCAUCACCGGUACUGCCACCAUCACCUAUCAAAGCUAAAUCUGACACACCAGUAGUUGACAAACCAAAGGAGCCUGAAAAGAUCGCUCAAGUAGAACCAUCUAUAAAAGAAAAGAAAGUAGAUCAUCUUAGUUUAAAAACUGCUAUGCUCAAACGCUUUAAGGGAGAAAUGUCAGCUAAUAACAAACCGGAACCGACAAAUCUCAUUGACCCUGUCACAGGAAUGUUAAUCCCAAUGCGUGAAAGCGAGGAAGGCAAAUACAUUCCGUUGCCUGGAUCAUCGCCAGGGGAUAAAAAGCCCGCCGUUGCUAUUGCCGCAACUAUAGAAGUUUUACCUAAUAAACCGACAGAUCCAAUUAAGCAGCCGCAGCCAAGUGUUAUUGCACAAUCUCAUCAAUUGAAUAUUAUCCAACAACCAGCACCUAAAGUGCAUUCGUUAAAAGCGCACGUGCUUAGCAGUCAAGCAGCCAAAGCGGUCGUGAGUGAGAUCGCUGCCCCUCUAACUGUACAUCCGGCUGUUUCUUUAGUAAAAGAGACUAUUCCAGUGAUCGCCACACCACCUGGAACGGUUGUUGUGGCGAAAACGACUGCGCCAGUACUAGUAUCGAGGAGUGGUACCCCAGUAACAUCGGCAAUACCUACUUCUGUAAACCUUCAAACUGUCGUUGGUCCUCUAUCUCCACGACCUGGAGCGCCAGUGGGAACACAGGUGAAGCCGCCUGUCUUAUCACCGUCUCAGCAAAUACUUCUUAACAAUCAAAAGCAUUUGUUGCAAGCUAGAGAACAGCCGCUCGGACUCCAGAUGGCCUCGAAACAAGCUCAAAUGGUCAACACCCAAAUGGCGCAUAUGAAACAAGUGAUGAUGGCCACCUCAAAGGCCGGAAUCGUGAAGCCUCCGCAUACUAUUCAUCUAUCGGGGCAAAUUGCCAGUCCUCCAAUCAGUAAAGCACACGUUUCGGGUAGGAUUAUACAGGUGCCACCACAGGGGGCGGCCAAAGGGAUCAUGGAACCCCCAAAGAUCGAUGUUAAUUUACCGAAUAUUAUUAUGGGACGGUCGAACUUAAGUCCUUCGGGACCGCAGGCCAGAUUGGCCGGAUUGCCUGUUUAUGAGGCAAGCUUGAUGAUAGCGGACCCAAGGGCUUACUAUAAGAGAAAUAGCCCUCCUCCGGCACAUCAAAAUUCUCCACAUUCUCCUAAGGGUGAACAAAUUAGUCAUUUCUCCGCUGGUCCAACUUUACCGGGGCACUACAUACAUCCCCAACAGCACAUGAUGUACCAACAGUUCUUAAGGCAACAGCAACAACAACAUUUCCAAAGAUCUGCCAGCUUAGAAAAAUCUGGAGAGGAAGGUGAAGAAGCUCCUGUAGGUCUUGCUUUAUCGGGCAGAGGUGCAGCGGUACCCCAUCAUUCCCCACAUGACCGAACUACAGAAUCACCAGCACUCGGACAAGUUUAUAAUACAUUAUCUGCAAGGCAUCCUGCCUACCAUCCGGGCACGAGGUACUUCGAUCAGCAACCGGCAGAGCCACCACCUGCUCAUAGACCGCUCACGUCACAUGACAGAGCAGGCUUGCCGCCUUUGGGGGCGCAUACUGCUUCCCACCCCAGCACACUUUUAAUACCUGAUCGACCUACAGCGGUUAUACCAGAAAGACCUAUGAGUGCACAUCUGGCUCACGAGAGGGCGCCGCUGGGUACGCCCGAUAGGCCUCAGAUACCUUAUGGAGGAGAACGAUCUCUACCGCUUGUUGGUGCCGGGUUGGGUGCAGCAGGUAACCUUAUGGGCGCAGUUGCCAAACAUAUCGGCGUAGAUGCUCCUACUGCUCAAAGAGGCAUUCAGGCGGCUACUCCACCUUUAGCCAGUCAAGUACCACCACAAGCAGAAAGUCUCUUUAUGCUUCUAAAGCAAUAUCCUUUAAUGUGGCAAGGCCUAUUGGCGCUAAAGAACGACCAAGCGGCAGUCCAAAUGUAUUACGUAUCUGGCAAUGACGACGUUGCUAAGUGUAGCCUACCAAAGAACACGGAUGGAUCCACGCCACCCCUCAGAAUAUUUCAAAGAAUGAGGUUAGAACCGAUGCAAGUCGAAGGGGUGGCUAGAAAAAUGCAAAUGGAAAAAGAACAUUGUAUGCUACUAGCGUUGCCCUGUGGGCAUGAUCACAUGGACGUAUUAAAACAAUCAACGAACUUAACGUACGGAUUUAUCACAUACUUGCAGCAGAAACAGGCAGCCGGUAUUGUUAAUGUGGCGGCGCCUGGAACAACUCAUCCACCUGCUUACGUGGUUCACAUCUUUCCCUCUUGCGACUUUGUCAACGAAAAUCUACGCAGAAUAGCGCCAAGUCUUCUCGAGAGGGUGGCCGAUAUCGCCCAUCUCCUUAUCGUCAUAACCACAGUGUGAACUGAUCCAGAGCUAAAUGAGGGUCAAAGUUUUGGUAACUACUUGUGAAACAGAAAAAAAAUGUGUCUUUGCUAGUCAUUUUGUCUUAAAGUCUUCGACUUUAAAAUGUCUAAAGAUGUCCCGAAAGUGUCGCCUCGAGUAGAUGUUGCUUAUUCGUUAUGAUUCCGUGUUCGGCCCAUAAAAUGUUUUACGUUAUUUUUUUUUAAUUCUUAGAACAACAGUUUAUGUAUGGGAAGGCUUUUGAUAUUUAAGGGGCCGAGAAUGCGGACUUUAAAAGUGUGUUAAGUAAUGUGCUGUUGUGUCUUACUCCAAACGAAAAAAAUAUUAUUAAUACUAUUAAUAAAAAUUUAACUACACUACUAAAUAUGCCGUUUACAAAAGAACAUUAUGGAUAUGUAUAAAAAAAAUAAAAACACUAUACUUAACUAUUAAAAAAAAGUUUCACUGUGAUUUCUAAAGAUGCGUUACUAUAUUAUAAAAAUGUUAAAAAAUAUUUAAAAAAAAAAUGAUAAUUUACCUACAUAAGAGAUCUCAUAUUUGAACUUAGUUUUGUAAUAAAGAGUUUUUCUUUGUUUAGAAGAUCUUUAUUUUCAUAUUCGCGUCCUUUAAUAUAUUUUUUGUAUCUCCUUUUCUAUAGGUUGGCACAAGGAAUAUUUUUAAAUAUAUAUGAAAGAUAAUUUUCCAUUUAUUUAGAUGAUGCUAAUCAGACUUUCGAAAUAAUUAAACUUAAACACAUGAUAAUAAACGAAGAAAUUUAUGAUACAUGCAAUAUAUAAAAUAAUUAUAUUAUAUAUAACAUUAUAUGUAAUAUAAUUAUAUUCAAUUAGUAAGCAGUUUCAAUAAGACAAAAGUCGGAAUAGAUCCUUAAUUUUUUCUUGUAAAAACCUUUUGAAGCCAUUUAAAACGAAAAAAAAUUUCUUGUGUCAAUCCAACUUUUGGACGAUCCUUACAAUAUUUGUAAAGAAAGUGCAAAAGUAACUUUUAGAGUUUUUUUUUGGUUUUUCUUAUAUUGGGGUUAGGUUGUUUAAAAGUUUAUUUUUUAUAUAUGCUUCUUGUUAUUAAUUUAUUUAUUUUGUAGUCAUACGAAACAGUUUAGAGUUUUUUUUUCUCAAUUGUCGCCAUCGGUAUACGAACAGAUCGAGAGAAAAUGUAUGAAAGGCUUUGUAUAGAAACGUUUUUUUUUAAUUUGUUAUUAACAAGGUGAUUUGUUUGUAUUCAUGGCCACAAAGAGCGUCGCUUUUGCCCCCCUUUUGCAAUAAGAAUGGAGUUUUUUUAAAAAUUUUUUUUUACAUUUUUUUGGGUUUCUUUUGGGACGAAGGCGACGCUAACUAAAAGAAAACUACAAGAAUAUUUAACUUUAGAUGUAACAUACUGAUGCAGCUUAACCCUUGCGUUUCUACAGGCUGUAAACGUUUAAAUUUAAAUGUUACCCUUCUUCGAAGUAGUCUUGGAGAUUUAGAGUUUUAGGGUGGUGUUUUUUUCUUAAAAAUUUAUAAAUUAAAAUGUCACAAUGUUUUGUUAGUAAAAACUUAAAUUUAUGACUUCUAUAUAGUUUAUCUUCUUCAAAUGGCAUACUCUUGUUUUAUUUUUGUUUAAGCCUAAUUACAUAGAGAUAGAUCAAGCGUUCGGCCAGGCCACUUACUGACCGCCUUUUCUAACAAUCGCGGCAUAAUUCGACAAUGGACCAAGUGGCUUCAAUUUUUAAAUAUUAUAAAUCUGCUACAUAAUUGGUUUUUAAUAAUAUACAAUAAGUGGGGUAUAUUUAACUUUUCUUAAUUCAUAUUAGUAAAUGUUCAAUUAUUGUUUUUCAUAUUUAUCUUGAUGCAUACUUAUCUUUAUUUAAAUAAUUUUAUAAAUGUACAAUCAAUUUUAGGCUCUGCAGUUUAACUUAAUACCACAUCAGCAAAAAAUUGUAAAUUAAACGUCACAUUUCCCUAGUUUCUUAUCUUAAUUAAUAAGCUCAAAAAUAUGUAUCUGAACAAAGCCAAAAAUUGUAAUCACAUUCAAAAUAAGGAAGCGCUAUAAUAUAGAAUCAUUAAACGAACGCAAUGAAUAAUUUAAUAAGAUUCCUACGUAAAAAAUUAAAUAAUCAUUCUAAAACCCCACCCCAAAACUAUCUAAACAAAUUGCAAAGCUAUAGGUUAUAUAAAAAAUUGUAGCAUAUAUAAAAUAAUAGUUGUACGAAUUACUUUUUUUUUUAAUUUACACACGAUGUACCAUACAUGUGAAUAGGUAGUUUUAGUUUCGUUUAUUUAUAUAUAAGGUUUAAUUUUUGAGUUUUACAUGUUAAGAGUUUUUCUGUACAGUGUAUCUAGCUUGUAAGUAAUAAUAGCGAGCGUUACAAAAAAUACUAUAAUAGGGAAAAUUGUGAUGUCUAUACUACUAUGUAAAUUUUGUACAUAAUAUAUAAAAAU
Anthonomus grandis grandis is the source of this 15650-nucleotide messenger RNA. RefSeq names its product protein split ends. Bases 352 to 13236 code for a protein of 4294 amino acids. The record is from RefSeq and is a predicted model, not a curated record. NCBI's taxonomy places the organism in Eukaryota, Metazoa, Arthropoda, Insecta, Coleoptera, Curculionidae. The transcript has 22 exons. Gene Ontology annotation, biological process: regulation of transcription by RNA polymerase II. Gene Ontology annotation, molecular function: mRNA binding. Gene Ontology annotation, cellular component: nucleus.